Messenger RNA from Vicia faba (fava bean), 1953 nucleotides. The record is from the annotation of a GenBank genome assembly. Lineage: Eukaryota; Viridiplantae; Streptophyta; Magnoliopsida; Fabales; Fabaceae.
AUGGCGUCAGUGCAUGCUAAUGUGACAUCAGUUGUUUGCAAGAACGGCAACCAUGCUUCUCAAUCGAAGUUCCUGAAUUCUUCAUUCUUGCCUCGGUUCGAUGUUGUUGGGCGCUCUUCUAAUGCUUGGAAGAAGGAACCAGUUCCAUGUUCCAUUGCUUUGGUGCCUAGAGCCACAUUGACGUUCGAUCCUCCAGCUACUAAUGCAGACAAAACCAAACAAACGAAGCACACGGUUGAUCCUGCUUCUCCUGAUUUUCUUCCUCUUCCUUCCUUUGAACAGUGCUUUCCUAAGAGCACAAAAGAAUCCAGGGAAGUCGUUCAUGAAGAAACUGGUCAUGUGCUCAAGGUUCCAUUUCGACGGGUUCACUUGUCUGGCGAUGAAUCUCACUUUGAUAACUAUGAUACCAGUGGUCCUCAAAAUAUAAGUCCAAGGAUUGGACUACCAAAAUUGCGCAAAGAGUGGAUUGACAGGAGAGAAAAAACAGCUCCUCCAAGAUUCACUCAGAUGUACUAUGCUAAGCAGGGAAUCAUUACCGAGGAGAUGCUUUACUGUGCCACUCGCGAGAAGCUCGACCCAGAGUUUGUGAGGUCAGAAGUUGCUCGUGGACGAGCUAUCAUUCCUUCCAACAAGAAGCACUUGGAGUUAGAACCGACGAUAGUUGGAAGAAACUUUUUGGUGAAAGUAAAUGCCAACAUUGGAAAUUCUGCAGUUGUAAGUUCUAUAGAAGAGGAAGUUUACAAGGUUCAGUGGGCGACCAUGUGGGGAGCUGAUACAGUCAUGGAUCUCUCAACCGGUCGCCAUAUCCAUGAAACUCGAGAGUGGAUCUUAAGGAACUCUCCCGUACCAGUUGGGACUGUACCUAUUUAUCAAGCACUGGAGAAAGUUAAUGGAAUUGCCGAAGAUCUUAGCUGGGAGGUGUUUAGGGAAACCUUGAUUGAACAAGCUGAACAAGGUGUUGAUUACUUCACCAUCCAUGCAGGAGUACUUCUUAGGUAUAUUCCUUUAACUGCAAAGCGCAUGACGGGAAUAGUUUCCAGAGGAGGAUCGAUUCAUGCAAAGUGGUGCUUAGCUUAUCACAAAGAGAAUUUUGCUUAUGAGCAUUGGGAUGACAUUCUUGACAUCUGCAAUCAGUAUGAUGUGGCUUUGUCCAUUGGUGAUGGAUUAAGACCUGGAUCCAUUUAUGAUGCAAAUGACACAGCUCAAUUUGCCGAGCUUUUGACACAGGGUGAACUGACUCGUAGAGCAUGGGAAAAGGAUGUACAGGUGAUGAAUGAAGGACCUGGACAUGUUCCAAUGCACAAGAUUCCUGAAAACAUGCAAAAACAAUUAGAAUGGUGUAAUGAAGCACCUUUCUACACUCUCGGUCCUUUAACAACCGAUAUUGCCCCUGGUUACGAUCACAUCACCUCUGCUAUUGGUGCAGCAAAUAUCGGUGCACUUGGUACGGCUCUUCUCUGUUACGUGACCCCAAAAGAACAUCUCGGGCUGCCAAACCGCGAUGACGUGAAGGCUGGAGUUAUAGCUUACAAGAUAGCUGCUCAUGCUGCCGAUUUAGCCAAGCAACAUCCACAUGCUCAAGAAUGGGACGAUGCAUUAAGCAAGGCGAGAUUUGAGUUCCGAUGGAUGGACCAGUUUGCUUUGUCUUUGGAUCCAAUGACAGCCAUGUCCUUCCACGAUGAAACGUUGCCAGCAGAUGGUGCGAAGGUGGCUCAUUUCUGCUCGAUGUGUGGCCCUAAGUUCUGCUCUAUGAAGAUAACCGAGGAUGUGAGAAAGUAUGCUGAGAAACAUGGAUAUGGGGAUGUUGAGGAAGCUUUGAAGGAGGGGAUGAAUGCUAUGAGUGCUGAAUUUCUAGCUGCGAAGAAAACUAUCAGCGGAGAACAACAUGGUGAAGCUGGUGGAGAGAUUUACUUGCCAGAAUCUUACAUAAGUUCUAAGGAAGGGGCUAUAUAA